UAAUUACCACGUCUAAUUACCAGCACUAACCGUGAUGUGCUGACCUUACGAUGAGUUCCUCCCCAGCCCUCGAGCCUUCCUCCCCCUCUACCACCACCCCCUCGUCGCCUGCGUUGCGGCCGCCGGAAUACCCGCCAUUCCAAACGUCGACGCCCAAUUAUAUCGCGAAGAAGCCGAAUAAUCCGUCGCUGAACGUGAUAUUGCCGGCGCCGGCGCCCAUCACUCCCACAUACGGCGAGCCGACGCUAACGCCGCCCCCGCGCUCCCCCGGCGCCGCGCACUCCCCCGCCACCCCCGCGGCCGGCGACCGCCACCACCCGCCAGACGGGACCUCGUCCGAUAAGUCGUCAGAAACAGCGGUAGGCGGCAUAUCGCGAACGCCGAGCACCGCGCUAUCCCGCAAAGAAAGUUAUAAGGCCCAGAGACAACACUAUAGGAGGGAGAAAAAACGAGCUGCGACUGCGUUACUGCACUCUAUAGAGGACCCAUCGGUUGUAGUGCUCGCUGAUUGGCUGAAGGUCCGCGGCUCCCUGAAAUCAUGGACGAAGCUGUGGUGCGUGCUCAAACCUGGUCUUUUGUUGCUCUACAAGAGUUCUAAGGCAAAGAGCAGCCACUGGGUUGGCACCGUCCUGCUAACCUCCUGCCAAGUGAUAGAGCGUCCAAGCAAGAAGGACGGGUUCUGCUUCAAGCUGUACCACCCCCUCGAGCAGAGCAUCUGGGCGCCGCGCGGGCCCCACAACGAGACCAUAGGUGCGGUGGUGCAGCCCCUCCCGACGGCGCACCUGAUAUUCCGGGCCCCCUCGCAGGCGGCGGGGCACUGCUGGCUCGACGGUCUCGAACUAGCCCUCCGCUGCAGCAAUGCUAUGCUCAGGUGUUCCCGUUCCCGUCCGGAGCAGACGGUACCCGACGCGCCGACCACAGACACUAAUAUAUCACAUGAAGAGCUCGAGAAACACUUCAACGAGCACGAGCUAGCGGGCGCGGCGUCCGACACGGACAGUGAGGCGUCGCGGACGAUGCCGGAGCCGGAGCCGCGGCGCGGCGCGGCGCAGCGCAGCGCGGUGGAGCGCAUCGAGGCGCUCUACGUAGAAGACCCGGACAGAGAAACGGGCGCGGCGGGCGAGCUGGUAGAAGAAGUGGCGGAAGAGAACAAGUCCCUCCUCUGGUUCCUGCUGAAGCAGGUGCGGCCAGGAAUGGACCUCAGCAAAGUCGUGUUACCCACCUUCAUCUUGGAGCCGCGGUCUUUCCUCGACAAGUUGUCCGACAACUAUUACCACGCGGACAUAUUGGCACAAGCUCAACACGUAGAAGACCCGUACACCCGGUUCAAGCUGGUCCUGCGCUGGUACCUAUCUGGCUUGUACCGCAAGCCCAAAGGGCUUAAGAAGCCCUAUAACCCUGUUCUAGGCGAGACUUUCAGAUGCUGCUGGAAGCAUCCAGACAGCAGGACCAACACAUACUACGUGGCUGAACAGGUGUCCCACCACCCGCCUGUGUCAGCUUUCUACGUGUCAAAUAGAAAAGAAGGUUUCGUUAUAGAGGGAAGUUUAUUAGCAAGAUCCAAAUUUUAUGGUAACUCGACGUCGGCCAUCUUGGAGGGAUGCGCGAGAGUGCACCUGCUCACUUGGGGGGAGAGCUACGUCACCACGGCGCCCUACGCGCACUGCAAGGGCAUCGUCAUAGGAACACUCAGCAUGGAGCUGGGGGGGAAGGUGCAUGUCAUGUGCGAGAGCACCGGCUAUAGUGCAGACAUCGAAUUUAAAUUAAGGUCAUUCCUGGGCGGUUCGGAGCAGACGAACCUAAUAUCGGGUCGCAUCAAAAAGGGGAAAGACACAGUUGCGACGGUCGAGGGCUACUGGGACGGCAGGAUCGACAUCCGGGACAAGAGGAACGGGGAGGAAGCGACCCUUCUCGACGUGGCCGUCCUGAAGGAACAGCGGCUGACCCGGUACCUCAUGAAGUUAGAAAACCAGCAGGAGUUCGAGUCCCAGCGGCUCUGGCUACAAGUCUCCGAGGCCAUACACAACGAGGACCAGGUGGCAGCAACAGAACAGAAGACAAUAAUAGAGGAGGCGCAGCGGGCGCGGACGCGCGCCACCAUCGCGCCGUGGGUUCCGCGCUUCUUCCACAAGGAGAACCACGUCAUCUGUCCCGACGGGGUCCAGGACCAGGGCUGGCGGUACAACCACUCCAACACGAGCCCCUGGCAACCGUCCGAAGUAUUUGAAUACGAGGAAGACUUCGUAAUCACCUCAGCGGUUGGCAGCACGAGCUCGAUGCGACCCGAGCGGCUCGAGCGGCACGAGCGACUCGAGCGGCACUCACUCGAGCGACGCGAGCGAUCCGACUCGGACUCGCGACAGGAGCUCGCUACGAGAUCCAAGCAUGCACGAACGCUAAAGCAGCACCUCAACUCCCUCGACACAACCCUCCGAGAGCAGGGCGUCACGCUGGAGCGCCUCACUCGCGCCGUAGAGCAACUCGACCGGCGACCGCAGACCACCAGCAGGAUGCCCAGCACCGGGUACAGCUGGGACCUGUUCUCAGGGUUCGUGAUAGCCAUGGUACUGCAGGCGGUACUUAACUGGAUGUUUUAUAACAAAGACUGAAACUGCUCUGAAAUUUUCUGUGGACACAGAUGGUGAUACCAGGGUGAAUUAACUUCUUCUUGUCACUAGUUGCCAUGGUUACGGUCUCCUGGGUCACUCUUAAAAUGCUAGUUUUUUCGUAUUUAAAUGAACCAAACAUGAUUUUUUUUGUAGUUAUAAGGCCUUUCCAUAAUGGGACAUCUACUAAGCACGUUUGUAGAACAUGGUACAGCAGGUCGCCUAAGAAACUAUGCUACUAUUGUCUCCUGGCUGAUGGGACAGAAUAAGAACAAGAAAUAGUUGAUCGACCCACCAAUAAUUGGUGUUGAUUCGUUUUUAGGUAGGUGUAGACCAGGGUAAGUCUGCAACGAUUUUCAUAGCACACGCAUUGCAAGUGUUAUUUAUAUAGUUGUUUAAGCAAAUCUUGUCAAUAGAAGAAGGCGGCAAAUAUAAAAAAACGUAGGCGCGAAGAGUACCAUAGAAAAUUUGAAUUUCGCCCCUUUUUCUACUGACAAGAUUUGCUUGAAGUAUAUGUCAUAAUUUCAUAGAAGUGUGACGUUUAAAAUGACACUUGCACGGCGUGUGCUAUCAAAAUCGUUGCAAACUUACCUCGGUCUGACUCUAAACAAUCUUGAAGUGUCUUUUUCUAGAAAAACGCUUCAAAAAUUUAGUUAUGAAACAAAGAGAAUAAGUGAUCAUAUAAUAUAUGCUAUAUAAUUGGUACAUGUUUGCUGUGACUUAUUUUUCAAAAGUGUUUUUCAAUAAAAAGAUACGUUAAGAUUGUUUACUUUUUUUUCUAAUG
This is a messenger RNA of Cydia splendana, 3390 nucleotides long. RefSeq names its product oxysterol-binding protein-related protein 8 (gene Orp8). Lineage: Eukaryota; Metazoa; Arthropoda; Insecta; Lepidoptera; Tortricidae. Gene Ontology annotation, cellular component: intracellular membrane-bounded organelle; cytosol; membrane. Gene Ontology annotation, molecular function: cholesterol binding. The transcript has 21 exons. Bases 51 to 2609 code for a protein of 852 amino acids. The record is from RefSeq and is a predicted model, not a curated record.